Messenger RNA from Nomia melanderi (Alkali bee), 1937 nucleotides. RefSeq names its product lariat debranching enzyme. Gene Ontology annotation, cellular component: nucleus. Lineage: Eukaryota; Metazoa; Arthropoda; Insecta; Hymenoptera; Halictidae. Gene Ontology annotation, molecular function: RNA lariat debranching enzyme activity. Gene Ontology annotation, biological process: mRNA splicing, via spliceosome. The record is from RefSeq and is a predicted model, not a curated record.
CGGCUUAAGUGAUUUCACUGCACGACCGUUGUUAUAGCAACGAUCUUAUUGGUGUAGGUUAAAAAAAUGGCGGUUGUGUCAGAAAGUUGUUAGGUUAGAAUAGUUGAUUACAUUAUAUGUUUUUCUUGGCAUUUUAGUAAUUAGACAAAUAGCUGGAAAUAGUUAUUCGUGUUAUCAAUUAUAAAAUUACCCAUAAAAGUAAAAAUGAGGAUUGCUGUAGAAGGAUGCGCCCAUGGCGAAUUAGAUAUUAUUUAUGAGACUAUCCAAGAAAUGGAAAAAGCUGAUAGAAAGAAAAUAGAUUUACUCAUUUGUUGUGGAGAUUUCCAAUCCACGAGAAAUUUGAGUGAUCUGAAUUGCAUGGCUGUACCUGAUAAAUAUAAGAGCAUGUGUACCUUUUAUAAAUAUUAUUCUGGGGAAAAAGUUGCUCCUGUGUUAACAAUUUUUAUUGGAGGCAAUCAUGAAGCAUCAAAUUAUCUCCAAGAAUUACCAUACGGUGGAUGGGUAGCACCUAAUAUCUAUUACCUUGGAUAUGCUGGUGUUGUAACGAUAGGCAAUAUUAGAAUUGCUGGUUUAUCAGGCAUUUAUAAAAAUCAGCACUUAAUGCAAGGGCAUUAUGAAAAGCCUCCAUAUAGUGAAAAUACCAUUAGGAGUGUAUAUCAUAUUAGGAAUUUAGAAAUAUUUAGAUUGAAACAGCUUAGUGGCAAUAUUGAUAUUUUUUUAUCUCAUGAUUGGCCAGCAGGGAUAACCAAGUAUGGAGAUGAGAAUAGUCUAUUAAGAGGAAAACCAUUCUUCAAAAAUGAUAUUGAGAAUAAUAUGCUUGGUAGUCCACCAAGUAUGGAACUCUUAGAGUAUCAUUAUCCAGCUUAUUGGUUCUCUGCACAUUUACAUUGUAAAUUUGCAGCUCUUGUUCCUGAAAAACAAGGAGCAAGGGUAACUAAAUUUUUAGCCCUUGAUAAGUGUCUUCCAAAAAGAAAGUUUCUUCAAAUUCUUGAAUUGGAACAUGAACAAAGUUUACCACUAAAAUUACAUUAUGAUUUAGAAUGGUUGACAAUUUUAUAUUUAACCAAUCAUUUAUUAAGUGUGAAAAGUGGUAUUCAUUACAUGCCUGGACAGUAUGGUAAUAACAGAUGGAUAUUUACACCAACUGUGGAGGAGAAGGAAAACGUUUUGAAGAGAUUUAAUUUUAAUUUAGAAAUUCCAUUAAAUUUCACACAGUCAACAAAGCCAUAUGAUCCUAACGUUUCGGAUGUUUCAAUUGAAGCACCAAAAUUAUUAAUAAAUAAUCAAACUACAUUGUUCUGCAACACUUUAGGGAUUGAUGAUCCGUUUGUUUUGUUGCAAUUAAUGAGCAAUACAAAGGAAUUUAAAUCAAAUGGAUCAUUAAUAGACACAUCUUAUGAACAAGUGCCAGGUUCUAUUGAUAAUUCUGUUUCAUUUGAGGAAGAUAAUGUUUUAAACUCUACUUUUGAUGGUAGUAUAACUGGGGAUUCUUUUAAUCGGACAUCACCAUUAAAUUUAUCUCCUAAAAGUAAUAGUGAAGAACAAGAUUUACCAAUAAGUAAUAGUAAAGAAACUGUAGAUGAAAGUUUAAAUAAUUUAACUUCAACAGUCAAAUUAGACUGUUCUGAUGACAGUCACAAUCAUUUUAUACAGAUUGAACCAAAUUGUAAAAAAUUUAAACGGCGGAAUUAUGCUAUUUAUUCCAAUACACUUUAAAUGUGAUUUAAUUCUUUAUUGAAAAGAAGGACUGGAAUGUCUUAUUCCUAAUUACAGCAUUGUUGUAUAUAAAGGAAUUUAAUGAAUCAUGUAAAAAAUUAUUGUGUACAUAAAAAUGACAUUUAUUUCUUUUAGAAAAUUAUUUUCUAACGGCACAGAAAAAUGCGAAAAAUGCUAUUAUAUAUUUGUUUUUUAUUGAAUAAACAAAAAUGAUUAUCGAA